AUGUUUCCCGUGGACACCAUCCCCGCGCACUACUACGAAGAACGUCAAGCCGCCGACCAAGCGAAGCGUCUGGCAAAAUUGCAAGAGCAGCAGAUCCAGGCACAGGCACAAGCCGCACUAAAGGCCGCACAACCACAAAAUCUCACACAAGCUCUUUUGCAGCGACCGCCGCUUUCCCGCCCAGUCUCCAGCAGCGUACUUGGCAACAUCUUCCAAGGAUUUGUGAAGGCAGCGUCGCAGCAGAAUAGUCCCGCCAUGUCACCCGUCAUGUCGCCCGCUACUACACCCGGCGCKAAGAUCAUGACGCGCGAGGAGCACGAGGCGUUGAUCGCUGAGAAGAAGCGUGAUGGAGAUAUUUGUGCUCUACCACAUUGGUACCACUAA
Ramularia collo-cygni is the source of this 384-nucleotide messenger RNA. RefSeq lists its product as uncharacterized. Bases 1 to 384 code for a protein of 127 amino acids. The transcript has 2 exons. The record is from RefSeq and is a predicted model, not a curated record. NCBI's taxonomy places the organism in Eukaryota, Fungi, Ascomycota, Dothideomycetes, Mycosphaerellales, Mycosphaerellaceae.